AUGCUCCAACCGGCCACUCUAUUCGGAGGCCUGGUCUUGGUUGCCCAAGACCAAUUCGAUACCUCCUACAUCGGACAGAUCUACUUGAUCCGGACGAAGACCCAGAUACUCAUCAUGAAAUCUGCUUCUUUGACGUCCCAGUUGGGAUUUUUUUGGGGAAUGGUGGGGUUGAGGUCUCUCGACCGCUGGUGGGUCGUACCAUCGCUUAUCCAUGAUGGAGACUGGUUGAAGACAGAUCCGCCGCGCCCUGGAAGCUUUGACCCUACUCCAUAUCAGCCAGUCAACGCGACGCUACCUCGUGGAGUUUACCUCAAGAUCCGUAUCGCUGUAGUGUGGAAUAGACCCGAGCUUCAUCACUCGUAUUUUCGGUUCUGGCCCCGCGGUGAAAUACAUAUUGAUGAUGCAACAGAUGAUGAUGAACAUCGGGCUGACGAAGAUAGCGACAAUGACGACGACAACUUCAGCCCUGGCCCAGACCAAGGGGGCGAGCAGGCUGACUCCGGUGAGAUGCAGAUGGUAAUGUAUAAUUCUCGAUCACACGAGGAGCAGAGUGUUUCACGUGGUGGCCGUCACAAAAUCUCCAAAUUGUUCAGACAUCACAACGACAACGACCGAGGGUACUAUGGGUCACCACCUUAUGAGGAUGUCAGAAUGAUGUCGCCCCCGCCUCAUGAAAACUACGUCCCAGUACCCCCCCGUAGACAUAAUACAGCAGAGGAAUUCAUGGGAACACCAACUCCGCCCUCAAUUCCGGAGAGCCUCAGACUAGAGCAAUUGUACAUCAGCGAAGAGAAGCUCGGGCCACGCUACCUCAUUUUGGACCAAUCGAAAGACGAUCAAAAGGACUUAUUACGGCGGGGAACUGGGCUCGGCCUUAACAACCUACCAUCAUCGAUAGAAGAAGACCUAUUACCCGAAAUGCAAAGGCACCGAAAGGGUGGCUCUCGUAGCCACUACCGUGAUUUUGACCAUCGGGGAUACACCAGGGAUGCUCCUGGAGAGCGUAUAAAAAAUCCCGAGGAGGAUGAUGAGUUUUACGAGAAUGAAUAUUCCGACGAUGAGUACUCUGAGCACGGCCAUCCAACACAGCCCAGAAGGGAUCAUCCUGUUGCUCCUGGCAUGGGAUAUGAAUAUCCCCAUAGUGAGGUAUAUCACCAAAAUAUACCACAUGAUGCUCCUAGAGAGCAUUGGGGCUACGUGCAACAUCAUCAGGAUCCUCGGCGCCGUCGGAAAUCAGAAUACUCUCGACAUACUGAAGAGGAAGAAAGUUUUGAUGAGAGCGUGGGCAGCCCGCAGGCAUACAUCACGUCAAGAUAUCCCGAGCACGGGGAAAGAUAUUACGAAAGGCAAGUAGUCGAGGAAGUUGGAAGUUAUAAUUGCCGAGAUUCGUCUCCAGGCCUGGGUUAUAGAAAUCCGGAUGACGAGAGCGGAGCAGCAAUUCUGGUCGCUCGCGAGGAAGAUGAAGAGCGCCAGCGCCGACGCCGCAAGAAGAGCGCAUACCAGGAAUCAUACUAUCGGGAAUGA
Molecule: messenger RNA, 1524 nt
Organism: Orbilia oligospora ATCC 24927
Lineage: Eukaryota; Fungi; Ascomycota; Orbiliomycetes; Orbiliales; Orbiliaceae
Exons: 2
Coding region: 1-1524 (507 amino acids)
Source: RefSeq, a predicted model, not a curated record